This is a messenger RNA of Gossypium raimondii (Peruvian cotton), 3982 nucleotides long. Its product is annotated as ATPase family AAA domain-containing protein At1g05910. The transcript is spliced from 12 exons. Gene Ontology annotation, molecular function: ATP binding; ATP hydrolysis activity; histone binding. Gene Ontology annotation, biological process: positive regulation of transcription by RNA polymerase II. Lineage: Eukaryota; Viridiplantae; Streptophyta; Magnoliopsida; Malvales; Malvaceae. The record is from RefSeq and is a predicted model, not a curated record. Gene Ontology annotation, cellular component: nucleus. Bases 278 to 3871 code for a protein of 1197 amino acids.
CCUCUCUCCCUUUCUAGGUUUUUUUGGUUUAUAAAAUAACUUAGAGCUCUCUCGCAAAGCUCGAGGUUUUCACUUUCUCGCACUUUCCCUCACUUUCUCGUGUUUUCUCAUCUAAGGCAGCUAGUUCUCCGAUUAGGUUGACUGGAGCUUGGGGUUUUUCAAAAUGUUCUUGAAGGUUGGGGACAUUUGUCAUCAUUCUAAAAUUACGCCAGUGCUCAUCUUUGGUGUACGUACGGAGUUUAUGGAAGAAUAUAAUCUGCAAAGCUAGUAUUUGUCUAUGUAUCCAAAGAGGUCUGAUCAGGCAGAUAGGCCAGUUACUAGGCCUCUGCGCUCAAGUGAUAGGCUUAGAAGAAGGCCGAAAGUAUAUGGCAGACCAUAUUUGUAUUACACUCCUACCAUCAUUCGAAAUAAGAAGAGCAGGACAAAGACAAGGACAGCAGCUUCUCGCAUUGCCAAAAUGUUGCGCUCGGGGGAUCGGCCUGUGCGUACUUCAAACGGCAGUUCAGGCACAGCCAAUCUUAGGCGUUCAUCGAGAAAGAGGAGAGUUUCUGUGAAUCUUGUGGGUUAUACUGAGAGUUCUGGUUCUGGGGAUGAAGACAUGAUGAGACCAUAUCGACCACGGAGGAACCGAGUCGCUAACAGUGUAAGUCAAGAUGAGUCUCCAUCUCCCAAGCAGAAAACGACCUCGGAUACUAAAGAAGCUCCUCGACGUGAAGGACUACGCCCUCGUCGUUCAAAAACAGUUAAGCAGAUCAAUUUGGGUUAUGAUGAUGAGCAAAGUACUUCGGAGGAGAAGGUUGGUGAAGAUGAAACUGAAAAUGGGAAUGAUUUAGAUGAUGAGGCUGCAGAUGACGACCAAAAUGAUGCUGAAGAUGAGGGUGAUGAAGAGGCUGAGGGUGAAGAUGAAGAAGAAGAAGAGGAUGAAGGUGAUGAUGAAGAGGGUGAAGAAGAGCAGGAAGGAAGGAGGCGAUAUGAUCUUCGAAAUCGUGCUGAUGUACGCAGGCUAUCUAUGGAUGAGAGCAAGCAAAGAUCUAGAUCUCCACGGAGGGUUUUACGUCAAGGAAUGGGGACUAAAGUCAGCAGGGAUGUUAGGAAGGGUGGCUCACGUGUUCAUAAGCGUCAUCGUCUAACAAGAGCUGAGGAUUCUGAUGAUUCUAUUCUCGUGGAUGAGCUGGAUCAAGGUCCUGCUAUUCCUUGGGGCCGAGGUGGGAGCAGAUCUGGACCACCUUGGCUUUUUGGGGGAUUAGACAUGCAUGGGACAACAGCAUGGGGAUUAAAUGUAGCUGCAUCAGGUUGGGGUAAUCAAAGUGAUCCAUUUGCUACAUUGACUUCUGGGAUUCAAACUGCUGGACCAAGCUCUAAAGGCGGGGCAGAUAUUCAACCCUUACAGGUUGAUGAAAGUGUUAGCUUUGAUGAAAUAGGCGGGCUUUCUGAAUAUGUUGAUGCUUUGAAGGAAAUGGUUUUCUUUCCCUUGUUGUAUCCAGAUUUCUUUGCCAGUUAUCACAUCACUCCACCUAGGGGUGUCCUGUUGUGUGGUCCCCCUGGCACUGGUAAGACAUUGAUUGCCAGGGCUUUAGCAAGUGCUGCUUCGAAGGCUGGUCAGAAAGUCAGUUUUUACAUGCGAAAGGGUGCUGAUGUGCUUAGCAAGUGGGUUGGUGAGGCUGAAAGACAAUUGAAACUUCUUUUUGAGGAGGCACAAAGGAAUCAACCUUCCAUCAUUUUUUUUGAUGAGAUAGAUGGGCUUGCUCCUGUGAGGUCUAGUAAACAAGAGCAGAUUCACAAUUCUAUUGUAUCCACUUUGCUUGCCCUCAUGGAUGGUCUUGAUUCACGUGGACAAGUUGUUUUGAUCGGAGCAACUAACAGGAUUGAUGCUAUUGAUGGAGCUCUAAGGCGCCCAGGGCGAUUCGAUCGUGAAUUCAAUUUUCCAUUACCUGGUUGUGAAGCACGUGCUGAAAUAUUAGAUAUUCACACUCGGAAGUGGAAGCAACCUCCUUCUAAGGAACUUAAAAUGGAACUUGCAGCUAGUUGUGUGGGAUACUGUGGUGCAGAUCUGAAGGCUUUAUGCACUGAAGCUGCCAUUCAUGCUUUUCGUGAAAAAUACCCGCAAGUUUAUACUAGUGAUGACAAAUAUUUGAUUGAUGUUGACUCAGUGAAGGUUGAAAAAUAUCACUUUAUAGAGGCCAUGUCAACAAUUACUCCUGCUUCUCAAAGGGGUUCCAUCGUUCACUCUAGACCGUUGUCUUUGGUAGUUGCACCAUGCCUGCAGAGACAUCUCCAGAAAUCCAUGAACCAUAUAUCUGAUAUAUUUCCUCCCCUAACAGUGUCAUCUGAGUUGACCAAGCUUUCUAUCCUUUCAUAUGGAUCAGCAAUUCCUCUUGUUUAUAGGCCUCGGCUGUUACUGUGCGGUGGUGAUGGUUCUGGCUUGGAUCAUCUUGGACCUGCCAUUUUACAUGAGUUAGAGAAAUUUCCUGUACAUUCUCUUGGUCUUCCAUCACUUCUUUCGGAUCCCAGUGCAAAGACAUCAGAGGAAGCAGUGGUGCAUAUAUUUAGUGAAGCAAGAAGAACAACACCUUCUAUACUAUAUAUACCUCAGUUCAAUCUUUGGUGGGAUAAUGCAUAUGAACAGCUAAGAGCUGUUCUGCUUACACUUUUAGAAGAGUUACCAUCAGACCUACCUAUAUUGCUACUUGGAACAUCAUCAAGUUCACUUGCUGAAUUAGAUGGGAAUCCCUAUUCAGUAUUUCCUCAGCGUAGUGUCUAUCAAUUGGACAAACCUUCAAUUGAAGAUAGAUCUUUGUUCUUUGACGGUUUAAUUGAAGCUGCAUUGUCAGUAUUGUUGGAGGCAAUGACUAAAAAGUCCAAGGAACCAAAAUCUCUUCCUGAACUUCCCAAAGUGCCAAAAGUGGCAAGUGGACCAAAGGUCUCAGAAUUGAAGGCCAAAGUAGAGGCUGAGCAACAUGCUAUUCGCCGUUUACGCAUGUGCCUUAGAGAUGUUUGCAACCGGAUACUCUAUGAUAAAAGAUUUAGUGCCUUUCAUUACCCAGUCACUGAUGAGGACGCGCCAAACUACCGCUCCAUAAUCCAGAAUCCUAUGGAUGUUGCUACUUUAUUGCAGCGGGUUGACUCUGGACAAUAUCUUACCUGUUCUGCUUUUGUGCAAGAUGUCGAUCUGAUUGUAACCAACGCGAAGGCUUACAAUGGAGAUGAUUAUAAUGGUGCUAGAAUUGUUAGUAGAGCUUGUGAAUUACGGGAUGCAGUACAUGGGAUGCUGUCACAGAUGGACCCUGCAUUGGUUGCUUAUUGUGACAAAAUUGCUGCUCAAGGGGGUCCAGCUCAUAUGCCUGAUGAUCUAGGGCUGCCUCCUGCGGUACCUGUUGUGCAGCUAGGAACUUCAACUCGGGCAAGUGCUCGACUCCGUAAUGUCCAGCCAGAGGCUGAUCUUCAGAGCUACGAGGCCUUGAAAAGGCCAAAGAAGAAUGCCGAUACUGCCCUUGCGGCAGAAGAUAAAUCCCAGGCCUCGGAUUCAGUACAAAUGAAGCCAUCUCAGACCCUAGAGGUAAAGGAGAUAAACUGUGAGAGGGAUGAACCUACUUUGGGUGAUGGCAAGCAGCAAGAAACUUCUACAGAAGCUAAUGGAUCCCAGGACACGAUAAUGUCGGAUGGUGAGAUUUCAACUCAAGCCGAAUUGGUGAAGAAAGUGUUAGUGGAGCGAACAGGAAACUACGGGAUCCCGGAGCUGGAAAGGCUUUACAGUCGGAUAAUGAAAGGCAUUUUUGAAAGUAGGGUUGGAGAUGAUGAUGACCCCAAACCGUCAGUUUUGGAGUUUUUGUUGAAAUUUGCAGAGGAUGACGCUAAUUUCUCUUCUCUUUAAUGCCUCUUAUCAUAAAAAAAGAAAAAAGAAAACAACAAAGAAACCUUUCAGUAGGGUAGUUGUAAAGUCGGGAUUUUCUUUUUUCCAAUUCAUAUUAUUGAGUCAAGCCAA